AUGACCAACUUCGUGGAGGAAGGCCCCUGCUUCCCAGAAGCUACCGCACUCGCGGGCAUCAUUGCCCACCGUGUUGCCAGGAUUGCGGUCGUCGGUAAGGCAUGGAACGACUUCCUCGAGGAAGCGGGGCCACGAGUACGUGAGAUGACUACCCAUGAUACCGAGGGAGAUACCACGAUUAUCGUGGCUGCCCAACGCCGCAUGUCCGAGUAUGAUAUCCUCUUGCAUGGAGUAAUGGGUAUCGAGUAUGAGGCCCGCCACCACAGGCUGGCACGACGACUCAAAAGGGCCUCCGUGGAGGACGAGCGCUUCCUUGAAAUAUUCGUGGAGGCUGUCGGGCUUUGA
Molecule: messenger RNA, 345 nt
Organism: Parascedosporium putredinis
Lineage: Eukaryota; Fungi; Ascomycota; Sordariomycetes; Microascales; Microascaceae
Source: the annotation of a GenBank genome assembly